Molecule: messenger RNA, 4249 nt
Organism: Leptidea sinapis
Lineage: Eukaryota; Metazoa; Arthropoda; Insecta; Lepidoptera; Pieridae
Product: venom dipeptidyl peptidase 4-like
Exons: 13
Coding region: 128-2353 (741 amino acids)
Biological process (GO): proteolysis
Molecular function (GO): serine-type peptidase activity; dipeptidyl-peptidase activity
Source: RefSeq, a predicted model, not a curated record
CAGUCAGUAUGCGGGCGUCGUGAAGGCAGCACGUUCGCCGGGCGAUCAAUGUUAUGUUAACCUGUUGAUCAACUUAUUGAGUUUUUAGUUCUCCGAUUCGCGAUAUUUGUGAUAAUAUUUUUGCAUAAUGGUGGGAAUAUCAUCUGCCCUGGUAUGGGCUAUCGUUUUGAAUCUCUGCACUUCGAAGGCCAACCCUCAAAAAAUUCAAAAGACGUUCACAUUAGAAGAGCUCGUUCCACUCCAAGCCGACUUCGCACCUGAAAGAGUAACUGUUCAGUUCAUAUCUGAUUCGGAGUAUAUUAUAGCUGAUCCUCGUGCUAUACACAAAAUUAACGCCAAAACUGACAUUGCUACCCAAUUACUGGAUGAAGCAGAUAUGGCAAAAUUAGCCAAAUACGGAGUGUCUUCAUUUUCAAACGAUCAAAAGUAUGUGCUUUUAGUAACGGAGCGUAAGAAGGUGUAUCGAUACUCAGUGUUGUCGAAAUAUUCGGUGUAUAACCUCGAAAGCAAAUCAAUUGGAAAAAUAGGUGAAGGGCUAUUACAAGUGGUCAUGUGGGACAACGGACACUCAAUAGCCUAUGUUCAGAAUAACAAUGUAUUUUAUGUUCCAAACGCGAAUGACACAGAUGUGGUGAUACCGUUAACAACUGAUGGAAUACCUGGAAAAGUGUACUAUGGUGUAGCUGAUUGGAUAUAUGAAGAGGAAAUAUUUAAUGCUGCAGAGGCAAUGUGGUUCUCCAAGAACGGAUCAUACUUAGCUGUGGCUUCAUUUAAUGAUACGUUGGUUGAGUCGGCUGUUUUUCCCUACUAUGGAGAUCCAAACGACUUUGAUAACCAAUAUCCUGAAAUGAUCACCUUCAAAUAUCCCAAGGCAGGUCGGAGAAAUCCCAACGUAGAGCUUCGAGUUUUUAAACUAAAAGAAUUGGAUGGUGAACCAAUGUAUAUUAAAGCUCCCGUGGACGUUGUAGGCAAUGACUACAUUUUAGGACGAGUGAAUUGGGCUAGCGACAAUAAUGUCAUUGUUCUCUGGUUGAAUAGAAGACAAAGUAUCAGUGUACUAAUGAACUGUGAUUUAAAAAAUAAUGCUUGCAAAGUUUUAAAGGAACAAUCCGAACCAAAUGGCUGGAUUGACAUUCGCGAGCCCCUAUUCGAUAGCAAUGGCACUAGAAUGAUUGAGAUUCAACCACAACUAUACGAGAACCAGAGAUACAUGCAUGUUACAUUGUUUGACUUUAAUACAUUAGAAACUAUUGAUUUGACGCCUGGAAAUUCAACAGUUACAGAUAUUUUGGGGUGGGAUUUAGAUAAAGAUAAAGUAUUCUUCAUUGCAUCUCCUGGACUAGAACCUUGGCAGCGUCAGUUAUGGUCAGUUUAUAACGGCACAAUAUUUUGUAUGACGUGUGCUCAAGCAGCUUGUCAUACUGUUGAAGGAAUGUUUUCUCCGGGUGGUAGCUUCGGUGUUUUAGCUUGCAGUGCUUUUAAUGUACCACCUGUAUCGUACUUUUAUGUGGCUGAGAACAAUGGAUUCAGACUAUUGACAGAUAAUGCAAGACUGGUUGAGAAAUUGAACGAAUACAAACUGCCAAUGGUAUUGUACAAUAAAAUGCCGAUACUAGACGGUGUUCAAGCACAUAUCAAACUACAAUUACCGCCUGUGAUGGAAGAUGGCAGAAAAUAUCCCAUGAUUGUAAGAGUAUACUCUGGUCCUGGGACAACUAGGGUGAAGGAUAAUUAUGAUUUAGAAUAUUAUAACAAGUAUCUUUCUGGAAAUCGCAGUUUCAUAGUAGCGUCCAUUGAUGUACGAGGCUCUGGUGUAAUGGGUGUUGAGUCAAUGCAUGCUCUAAAUAAAGCACUGGGAACUGCGGAGAUAACAGACACUCUUGAGACUAUUAGCCAUUUACUAAAAACGUACUCCUUCAUUGACCCUAAUCGAGUUGGAGUCUGGGGUUGGAGCUAUGGAGGCUAUGCGACCACUAUGAUGUUGGUGCAAGACGAUCAGAAACUUCUCGCUUGUGGCGCUGCUGUGGCCCCAGUUACAUCCUGGCUUUACUAUGACUCAAUAUAUACGGAACGAUACAUGGAUACGCCCCAAGAAAAUCUGGAAGGGUAUCAACGAGCGGAUCUAAUGUCGAAGGCAAACAAGAUGCGCGGCCGUAAGUUCCUCAUCGUGCAUGGUACCGGGGACGACAACGUGCAUUUUCAACACAGCAUCCAAUUUGCUAAGGAACUACAGAGGGCGGAUAUUGAUUUUGAACAAAUGACUUAUGCAGACGAGAAUCAUUCUCUACGGGGAGUGAGCCGACAUUUCUACCACACUCUGGACCGCUUUUGGAGUGAUUGUUUUAAUUUAUAAGUACAUACUUAGUAUUAGAUCGUAAAUGAAGACAUUGCUACAGAACUUACUACAGACUUAAACAUGACAAGCGUUUUUACUUCCAAGUGGUUGUGUACAAUCCCAAUUUGUGUUUCGUUUUCGGCUGAUGAUUUUACAUUUAUGACUUAACUAUGAUCAUCGGGUCAAUGAUAUCCUAGCCUAACCGCAAUCGCGGUACCAAAGGAAAAAUGUAUAAAUUACAAAUUUCUUUGCUUACUAUUAAAUAUUUAUAAUUUACUUUAUUACAGCAAAUUACAAUUAAGCUUUCUGGGUCACGAUUUUUAAUUUGCCUAUAGUUGGUAGGCACACGAAGCUCAACUACUAUCAGCGCCAAAAUGGCGAACAUCAAAAAUCAAGUUCUUAAGUAGCUUUAGUUUGUCCAGCUUGUAAGUAAAAUUAGUGAUUAGGGUGCAGCCAAUACUAUGUCUAUCCGUUUACUUUCUGUGAGACUGGAUUAUGGAGGGUAGAGGCAAGGAGAAUCAUUUGUGUAUAUGAAAAAGUAUCCGUCAAAAUGUCCAUUAAAUUAGAGUGUUGUGACAGUAGCAUCAGGGUAGAUAAAUCUUAAUAGAAGUGCCAAAUUUAAAAUAAUACUAAUCACUCUAGCUACACGUUUUCUCAUAAUAACUCUUCAGGUUAUAUUCACAACUUUAUUUUGUGCAACGUAAGUUGUUGAAAUUUUCACUGUUUAACUAUUUUAAUCGACAAUAAUAUAAGUUUUAUAGCUCGGCAUACUUCAUUACGUUUACAACAUUCACCAUACUUCAUACCAUACCCUGUACCUACACCAGCGCCAUUGUGGAAGGUUUUUGAACUGUUAUUUACUACACAGGCUGAACACAUUUUCAACUUUUCUCCCUUAAGAGCCUUGCCUCUACCCUACAUAGACUGGAUGUAUAAAGACAAAGAGAAUGUGUUUAAUAAUACGAUGUGAGCCACUAAUACAAAGAGGAUAUACCUAAUGCCUAGAAUAUAACUGAAUUCCGUUUGUCGCAAAUUCGUCCCUCCUAAGAAAUACUUUAGCUCAAAACGUAAUAUUUUUGGACAUGUCGGACUCAAUUUAAUUUUUUUUAUGAAAAUAAGGGACGAGACCAGCAGGAAGUUCAGCUGAUGGCAAUUGAUAAGCUCUGCCCAUUACAAUGCAGUGCAGCUUAGGAUUCUUGUAAAACCCAAAAAUUCUGAGUGGCACUACAAUUGCGCUCGUCACCUUGAGACAUAAGAUGUUAAGUCUCAUUUGCUUAGGAAUUUUACUAGCUGCGGCGCCCUUCAGACCGAAACACAGUAAUAUUUACACAUUACUGCUUCACGACAAAUAGGCGCCGUUGUGGUACCCAUAAUCUAGUCGGCAUCCUGUGCAAAGGAGCCUCCCACUGGCAAAUCUGUGUGUUUUACAUAAAUCUGUAUGUUAUAAGUGAUGACAAUCAACGGGAUUCGAUAGAUAGCACAGAAAUAUUUUAUUUAUUUAUUAUUCAGAAUCAUAGGCAUCACCAAUCAUAGUCGCAUCCAUUGUGUCUGAUAAAUAAGUUUUCAGUCAUGAUGGUUUGUCAUUGUAAUGCUGUAAUAAAUAUAAUUAGUAAUGUAUUAUAACAUGUCUUAGCUAAUACAGAAAUCCGUCGUAGUUGUUUGAAGUGCUAGCCAAUCAUUAAUUUACCAUGGUCAAAGAUCAACAUAGGAUACCCACAUUUUACCGUCAAACAAAACAACGAAAAAGUUGCAGUUAGAAGUGGCACGUUUAUUGCCACUCUUAAACCAAACAAUAACAGGCAUUACACAAUAGUUUUACAUAAAGCAUGUUAGAUGAUGCAGCGAAAUUAUGAAUGGCUGUAAUAAUUAUAUAGAUUAUUUUAUGACGCCUUGUCUAAAUAAUAUUAUUAUUCA